Messenger RNA from Hermetia illucens (black soldier fly), 933 nucleotides. Its product is annotated as deoxynucleotidyltransferase terminal-interacting protein 2. The record is from RefSeq and is a predicted model, not a curated record. The coding region runs from base 71 to 916 and encodes 281 amino acids. The transcript has 4 exons. Gene Ontology annotation, cellular component: nucleolus. Gene Ontology annotation, biological process: RNA processing. Lineage: Eukaryota; Metazoa; Arthropoda; Insecta; Diptera; Stratiomyidae. Gene Ontology annotation, molecular function: RNA binding.
CUUUGACGUAAGAUUGUUGACACACGCGGGUUUUAUCAAGGAGUUGGGUCUGCAUAUUCCUCCGAUUGCGAUGGAUUUGUUCGUCCUCGACACUGCUGGUGAUGAGGAUCUAUUGAUUAAAAAUUCAGAAUCUUCUGUAAGAAAAUCUAAAGUCCACAAGAGGCUUUUAUCCAAGGAAAAUGAUGCAGAAAAAUCAGCGUCUGAAGCAGAAGGAGAAUCGUGUCAGAAUGACCUACCAGCAUAUCGAAAAGAACUCGCAAAUUUUCUGAAGAGUACCUUAACAUCAUACCCAGCGCAGAAAACCACAAAGUCUAAAAAAAAUGAUUACGAUGACUUCGCUGAAUCCAUGGGAUGGCCACAAGGAGUAAUUAAAGGCAAACACAAUCCACAAGCUGGCACGUCCUCGUCACAAAUCCCAGUGGAUGAUGAUUUCACUCGGCCAAACCUUGACGAACUCAAGUCGAGCACCUUAAAAGCUAUUGAGAAAAAGGACAAAUUAGAAAAGCCGUCAGCAAGGCAGUUGGCCAAAAUGAAAAAGGCUGAACGCGAUAAAACCAAGGGCAAGAACUGGUUCAAUAUGCCCGCCCCAGAACUAACCGAGGAGUUGGAAAGCGAUUUGAAAGUCCUUCAGAUGAGAUCCGCUUUGGACCCUAAACAUUUCUACAAACGGAAUUCAUUUAAAACACUCCCUAAAUAUUUUCAGGUUGGCACAGUUCAACAUUCAGCAUUGGAUUACUUCAGCGAACGAGGUGAACGUAAGAACAAAAAGCGUUCUCUGGUCGAUGAAUUAUUGGCUGAUGCCGAAUUCCAGAAAUAUAAUAAACGUAAAUAUAAGGAAGUUAUGGAAAAAAGACGGAAAACUGGUUACCACAAAGCUAACCAGAAAAUGAAAAAGUUAAAAAAGAAAAAGAAAUAAAAUCUUUAUAUAUUGAA